Messenger RNA from Ectocarpus siliculosus, 6996 nucleotides. NCBI's taxonomy places the organism in Eukaryota, Phaeophyceae, Ectocarpales, Ectocarpaceae. The record is from the annotation of a GenBank genome assembly.
AUGGCGCCUUCGCCCGAAAAACAAGCCGGCAAGCUCCUUGGGUUGCUCGCACAGGAGGGCCGACAGUACGGCGAUCUCGUGGCGGAGAGGCUGGUCGAGCUCGUGCGCUCGGAGCCGCUCGAGGGCCGGGAUGACCUACACAGGCAACUCGUGGCCGGAGCGGCGACCUACCUCUGCCACACGGCGUGGUACGCGCGGGUCUCCGCGGCCGCGUGCCUGGAGAGCUUGGCGCGCCUGGAGUACGGUCAGGAAGAACCGUCCCGGGCAGCCGUAAAGAAGAAGGGCGGUGGCGGCGGCGACGCGCUGACGGACGAGCUGGCGAGGGGAUGGGUCGGCCUUGGGGACGUCCGGCUUGCCGAGGUCUUGGAGAGGGGGGCGCUGUUGCUCAGCCACGGAGAAGAUGCCGAUGUCGUCGACUCUGAGCGGGCGACCCCUUCCGCGGAUGUGGGCACGCGGGUAGGCCGGCAGCGAAAACGCCUCCUUAAGUGCCUCGGCCUCGCGGGCGGGAGCGGGGAAGCGCGCGCGGGUUCGCUCUACUCGUCUAUUGGGGACGCUAUCGAAGACGAAGACAUCGAAGGACCUGCCGCAAAUGCGAAGAGAGGGUCAUCAAGGGGCGGCGGCAGGACCAAGCCGGACGGCCCCAUCUCCGCCGCCUCCGACACCCCCACCACCGUCGGUGGCGGCUGCAGCGGCAGCGGCAGCGGCGACGGUGCUCGGCAGCAGCUUAGCGCCCGCCAGCGAAAUCGGCUUGCGCGAGAGGCCCGUUCGAAUGCCGCCGCCGCGGCCGGCAGAUCCGCUAGCCGUGGCGGCGGCGGCGGCGGUGUAAAGGGAAAGCGACGUGCCGGGGGCGAGGAUCACGGCGACCGUAGUGAUGGCGGCGGCGAGGACGGACGGGAGGACGGGCCACCGGCGUUUUUAGGCCGGGGGGCUACAGGGAGCAUGAUGACGGAUGUCGCGUCGAAUGCUCGGGAGGCCCUGGUUUCCCUAGCGGCUGACCUUGUAGCCCAGUUGUUCCACCCAAUCUGGCAGUGCCGCCACGGGGCUGCGUUGGGGGCGCUGUCUAUCCUGCGUGCGUGGAACGCCCGACGUCGCAGGGGAGAGCCGGUACCGUACGGCGCUAGGAUGGCGGCGUGGGCAGAGGACGCCGUUGCGCGGUGCGUGUGUGUGCUGGCGCUCGACCGUUUCGGCGACUACAGCAGUCGAAUGGUUGCCCCUGUGCGAGAGACUGCCGCUCAGCUACUCGCGGUGGCGGCUCUCCAGCUGGAGGCCGACAAGCUGAGGCAGGCGGCCAGGCUCCUCUUCGAGCUCACGGCCUCGGGGGAGUGGCAGGCAAGGCACGGCGGGUUCUGCAGCCUGGAGUCUCUCUGCGCUGUGGCCAUCACUGGGGAUGGCGCCGACGGCAGAGGCGCCGAAGACGUCUGCGCCGCCGCCGCUCGGGCUGUCCGCCUUGUCAUGCGACGGUUUUUGCCGCCGCCGGUUGAAGCCGGGAGGGACAACCACGGCGGCGAGGCAGGGUUAACGUUGGCACCCGCAGGCCGGCAACGGCGGGAGCGAGGGCCGACCGGCGACGCGGAGGGCGAGGCGGAGGUGUGGAGGAGCUGCGGUGGAGGCGGAGAGGUGUUUGACCUGGUUUGGAAGGCGUUAGAGGACCUGGAUCAGGACUCAACCUGCGUCGAGGAUCUUGCGGAUCUCCUGGAGACGUGCUGUGAAGACGUGGGUCGGGCCAGCGGAGCCACCGAUCCCUUUCUCUCGUCCGGCGAACGCCGCCUCAACCGCCUCCUCGAUCUCUGGGAGGAUGUCCGCGCGGGCGUGCGGGCGUGCGCUGUGCGGUCGUUGCUGGCGCUUGCGCAGGGAAUCGUCGGAGCUACUCGGCCAGUGACGAAAACGCAAAGCGUGGGGGAGUCGGCUGCAGCCGCUACGAGGUGCGAGAGGCUGCUGCUGCGAUGCUUCCAAGCGCUGCUCUCCGAGCGCGAUGACGGAGUCCGGGAGCAUUCCGCGCGGCUCUGGAGCGAGCUGCUGAAGGGACUCGGGCGCGCCGAUGGCCACCGCCGAGCGGCCCACGCGUCGCUCAUGGCCUCUUGCCUCGGUAUUCUCUUCGCGCCGCCGGCAACGCCGCCACCGCCUACUACGGCGAUGGAAGACGUCACUACUCCUGCCUCUGCCACUGCGGAUUCGGCCGCCUCGUCGUCACCAGCUUCUACCAGACCCGCACGCCGCCGGCCGUCGAAGCGCGCUCGCGGCGAAACUUCCGGCAGCCCCGAAGACGUCGCCGCUUUUUCGACCGCACGUCCCCCUUCGAAGCACCAGAACCGAGCUGUUCAGGCAGAUACGAUUGCAGAAGGACCAGCGGGGGCAGGGGCGUCGGCGACGUUUUUCGGGCGGCUAGCCUCGGCCGGGGCGCUGGCGGAGCUCGCCCGAGCUUCUGCUAGUGCUGCCGCGGCGGCAGACGGCGAAGAAGCAGCAGCACGCGGCGAUGGUGCUUCUGCCACCGGCAAGGCAGGGUCAUCAGGGUGUCGCGGAAGCAGCAGCGGUAAGCGUGCACGGGCUGGGUCGGACGGACACGGUAGCGCGUCCGACGGCGAGACGGAGGGCGUCGUCGCCGCCAAGAAGACAGCACGGGAGUUGGCCAUGUCCGAGGUGGCGAGAAGAGCGGGGUCGGGGUGGGCGUGGGAGCAAGAGCUGGCCUUCUUUCUGAUGGAGGCCUGUUGUGCCGGUGGUGGGGUGGGUGCACGGGGUGGAAGCGGCGGCGGGUCGACGAGCACACGUGGCGACGAGGUUCCAAGCAAGGCAGAGCAAGAUGCGUGGGCGGCCGUCGACCGCGCUUUAGCGACAAAGGAUGACGCAGCCGCCGUCGGCCACAAGGUGUUCAAGGAGUUAGAAGGCGUGGACAAGGCGGUUUCGGCUGCUUGCAGCGGCGUCAUUCGGGUUCUCCUGCAGGCUGCUGGUGGUUCGGCCACGACCACGGCCGGGGCCGUAGAGCAAGCCGCCCCCGCCGCGAGGAGCGCAACCAGCAAUAAGGGUGUCACGACAGCUACUUCUUCCACCGCCGCCGGUAGCCAAAGGGCGAACGCUGCUGCUCGUAAACCACCGAAAGGCGGAAAAUCCAGGUCACAGGGUACAGCAAAGGCUGCUACUGUUCGGGGUUCCUCGGCCAGGUCUCGAUCAACGGCGCCAGUUCCCCCAACGGCCACCCCUGCUCCCCUCCAAGGAGCGGCAAGCGUCGAGAGGACGUUCCAGUCGUUGGCGGCGGCGUUCGGGGAGACGCUGGUGCCCGUGGACAGGGGCGCGACCAGGGAGGAGAGAGAGGCGGUGUGGACCGGAAGAGUGAGGCACUUCCACGCCCGCAUACAAGCGCAGCAGGCCGUUCUCACGAGGAGAAUAACGUCUGCAGCUGCCUCGGUGUACGCCGGCGUCCGCCCCCUUCCCCCCGAGCUCAACCCGGUAUUGCGGCCCCUUGUGUCUGCGGUGAAGAAGGAGCCGGACGCGCAGCGCCGAGGACUCAGUGCCUCCCGCUUGGCUCGCCUGGCCACUGCCCUCCUCGGCGACGCCGUGCGCUCCGAACGCCGCGAUGCGGGGGCAAUGGUCCUUUUCGGCCUGGCUUCGCUGAGCGGGAAGGGGCAGCAGCAAAGCCUCAACAGCCCCGCAACCGCAGCCGCCGCGGCGACCGAAGAAACGUUGAUGGCGGUGGAAGUCGCUUGCGAUGGCGCCACGGAGAUGCUGAGGCACGCGGUUUCCCUCGCGUCAUCGUCGUCAGCAGCGCCCACGGCGCCCGUGCCCCCGCCUGUUUCGCCCGCGUCUGCCGCGAGGCCGUUGCCAGCUCCCGGUUCUUCUCGCAGCGACGUCGGUAGUGGUGGUGGUCGUGGCGAAGGGAUAGAAGAGGUAGUGAAAGGCGGAGGUCGUGAAGGAGGGAGAAGGAGAGGAGGACGGGGUGGGAAGGCCGUGCGAGACUGGGCGCUGCGGACUCUCGCUCCGCUCUUGCGGCACCCCUCCGGCAUGGGAGCACAGGGCGGCAACACCAUCGGAGCCGGGACAACAGCGUUGCCUUGGCCCCAGCGAAAGCUCUCGGCAGCGGAGAAAAAGAAGUCGGCAGCCGAGAUCCGGGCGAUCGACCUGUCGGCCGCGCUUGGGGUGGCGGAGGCGUUGUUGCAGGCCGCUCGUGACCGAACCGCCGCCGCCGCCGCCGCCGCCAACCCCCACCGGGGCGCGCGGCCUCUCCUGGGAAGCCUCCUGCUCGAAACGUCGCUCGCCGCCGGACUGUUAGCCCUCGCGCGGUCCGGGCGCGUACCCGUCUCUGGGGAAGACGAGGGUGCUGACAUUUCUGCCGAACCAACUCGUGGAGGCAUCCCGCUACGCCAGCACCAUCGCAGCGGCGGGGAUGCUGGAAAUGCCCCCGAUGGAGGCACGCCGAGCGUUGACGGUGGCGGUCACGCGGCGGCUGUGGCAGCAGCAACGGCGGACGCGGCAUUGAUCAUCGCAAGGGACGCGGCAGAUUUAUUUCCGGACGGGUUGUGGGAGGGCCUCCGCUCGGACUUGCUCCCGGCCCUCGCGGCCGGGGCGUGUUCCGGAGAUGUCGGUGGGAGCGGUGUGAGUGGUGGUAGUUUCGGCGGCGGCGGCGGCAUCGGCGUUGCGGGAGAUGUGAGGGCCGGGCUGGUCUUGAAGGAAGUGGUGGGCGGGAUGGGAACCGGCGUGGUGCCGUACGCCGCGAGGCUGCUGCCGGUGGCGCUGCGAGGAAUGACGGACGCCAACGAAGAUGUUCGCGGGCUCCUGGCGGGCACUUUCAACGAGCUCGUCAAGGCGGUAGCGUUGGCGGCGGACGACGCUGAUGACGACCGCCACGCGGGCGACCACAAAGGCGGGGAGGAUCUCGGUGACGGUGGUGUUUCUACGGAGCGUACCAUCGACGGACAAUUACACGGGCAGGGGGAAGCUUCAGCGGCAGCGGCGGCGGCGCGUGUAGGCGAGGCGGCUGGCGAUAGCGUGGAAGAAGACGGCGAGCUAAUCGCGAGGCAUCUCGUUCGUGGCGAGCCUCUCCCGAGGCUCCACCGAGGCCUUCUGCCGGAGGCACUCGAGCGAAAGGCGGCCGCGGGCGUGACGAUUCGCCCCUACCAGUGGGAGGGCAUCGCUUGGCUAGACUUCUUGAGGCGAAUAGGAGCGCACGGCAUCCUUGCGGACGACAUGGGCCUGGGCAAGACCCUGCAGGCGCUGAUGGCGGUUGCCAUGUGCCACCACCACCACCCGGGCCGCCGGUCGCUUGUUGUGUGCCCAAGCAUAUUGGUCCAUCACUGGAAGGCAGAGUGCUCCCGCUACUUCGGAGACGGCCUCCUCCGACCCGUCGCGUACGCGGGCCCCCCUCAAGCCCGCCGUCGUCUGGCGGGACGGCUCGGCCUAGGCCCUGCCGGUAACGACAAGGACAGAAACGGGACUAGCGGCGGUGCUGACGGCUCCCAGGGACCGGGGGCAGAUGGCGCUACGGCGUCAGCGGCGGCAGAGGAGGAAGAAGAGCCGGAGCGCGCAAACGUGGUGAUAACGUCGUACAACGUCUUGAGGACAGACGCGGAAGUCCUUGGAAAGCAGGGCUGGCUCUACUUAGUCCUGGACGAGGCGCACCUGCUGCGAAACCCCGCCACCCGCACCGCCAAGGCCGCCAGGGCGCUGAGGUCCAACCACCGCGUGGGGCUGACGGGCACUCCCAUCCAGAACUCGGUGCUGGAGCUGUGGUCGCUCUUCGAGUUCCUUAUGCCAGGGUACUUGGGAGACAGGCGGUCUUUCCAGCGAGAUGUGGCAAGGCCGGUGCGAGCAGCUCUAUCGUCUGACGGGGAUGGAAGGGCCACCGUGGAAGGCCUGCAGCAGCUCGAGAAGCUACACAGACAGGUGUUGCCGUUCGUCCUCCGACGGGAGAAGAGCGAGGUGCUCGCCGACCUCCCCUCCAAGAUCAUCACCGAGAUGGUGUGCGACCUCACGCCCGAACAGCGACGGCUGCACAACAUAUGGGAGCGAGGAGAUUCACAGGGCAAAAAGACUACCACGGAAGCGAGCAGGGCGGCUGCGCCAACGGGACGACUUUCCGCUGGGGCACAGACGCUGGCUUGUCUGUCGAAGCUGCAGCUGCUGUGCGUACAUCCUUCUCUGGUUACUCCAGAGGAAGGGACGAAGCGGCGGGAGAUGAGCGCGGACGUGAAGCUGUCGGGGAAGCUCAUGGCGCUAAGAGAAUUGCUCUGGGAUGCGGGCAUCGGCAAGAGGUCCUCGUCGUCUCGGGCUCCUGCGGAGAGUACGGGUAAGGGAGGAAAGCCCCCCCCGACCACCACCACCCGCGGGAAGGGGUCCUUGCCUCGGCAAGAGGAAGCAACGACCGCGGGUGAUGGUGUGGCGUCUCCGCUGCCGGGCCGCAAGUGCCUCGUCUUCGCCCAGCACAAAGCGGCCCUGGACGUCACAGAGUCCGCGCUGCUGCGUCCCUGCUUCCCUGGGGUCAAGUACCUCCGGAUGGAUGGGUCGGUGUCUCAGGCGGAGCGGGCGGCGGCGGUGGACCGCUUCUCAGCGGACCCGUCGGUGGCGAUACUUCUCCUUACCACGAGGGUGGGGCACCUCGGCCUGAACCUCAGCGCGGCGAGCAUGGUAGUGUUCUUGGAGCACGACUGGAAUCCACAGGUGGACUUGCAGGCCAUGGACCGCGCCCACCGCCUCGGCCAGCGCAAGGCGGUGAACGUGUACCGGCUCAUUGCGGCGGACUCGGUGGAGCAGCGCGUCCUGCGGCUGCAGGGGCACAAGCUCCAAGUGGCCGCCGCCGUCGUGAGCCGCGAAAACGCCUCGGCCUUCUCGAGCGGCACGGGGGGCGUCCUCGGCAUGCUAGGCGAGGCGAUGGCCGUCGUUGCCGCGGCGAACAAGAAGAAGGAUGGGGGUGGCGGUGAUGAUGGGGAGAGUGUUGAGCUCUGGAGCGCGGAUGAGGACUACGCGUACCUUGCCGCCGAACGCCUGGCAGACUCCGUGGCACGAGAGUAG